GAUCCGGCUCAUAAUCCAGAACAUAACUUGAGCACGCGGGAAUUGUCUUAGAUAAUUGAGAAGUAAGGGGAAAACAAGGUAGAAUGUCCGUAUCUCAGGUCAUACAGUCACAUGGUCAUCGUGUAAAUGGAUUUACACGAGAUGAUAAGGAGAUGACUCAAUCAAUCAGAUAUGCAUCGGCUAGUGAAACUGGUCUCGAUGGACCUGAUCAAGUGCUACCUGCGGACACGGAUACUACAUGUAACGUCGACGGCAAAGUACGAAUAAAGUUAGAUAGCAAUGGACCUAAUUCAUGCAUGCCCUUAUCAAUCCCUGGAGUUUUCAUGAAAACAGUAAAACUUUAUCCUGAUCAUAUAGCGAUAGUCUCUAAACCUGAUAAUAACGGCAAAAGAACCAUGUACACUUUCCGAGAAUACGAGUUUAUGGUAAGAACCGUCGCAAAAGCAUUUCUGAAGCUGGGUUUGGAGCGAUAUCAUAGCGUCUGUAUAAUAGGAUUCAAUAGUCCGGAAUGGUUCAUUACAGAACUUGCGACUAUAUACGCUGGUGGAUUGGCUACAGGGAUUUAUACUACAAAUUCUCCAGAGGCGUGUCAAUAUUGUGCUGAACACAGUCGGGCAAAUAUAAUAGUUGUUGAAGAUGAGAAACAAUUGCGAAAAAUCUUGCAAAUAAAACACAAUUUGCCUCACUUGAAAGCAAUUGUUCAAUAUGAUGGCAAACCAAUCGAAAAGGAUAUUUUGAGUUGGGACGAUUUAUUGAAUAUAGGUAAAGAAGAAUCGGAGGAUAAAUUGUUAUCUGUAUUAAAGACGAUAGGAGUAAAUGAAUGUUGCAUUUUAGUGUACACGUCGGGAACAGUUGGAAAACCAAAAGCUGUAAUGUUAAAUCAUGAUAAUAUAUUACACUGCAUACGGAUACUUACACCAAUAUUACAAAUAAAAGACAAAUCAGAAGUUAUAGUUAGCUACUUGCCAUUAUCUCAUGUUGCAGGACAGUUAAUUGACAUCAUAGCAAACAUUAUGAUAGCGACCACAGUAUACUUCGCAGAUCCAGGUGCGUUAAAGGGUACUUUAAUAAACACGCUACUUGUGGCACAACCAACCAUUUUCAUGGGAGUACCCAGAGUAUGGGAAAAAAUAUAUGAAAAGAUGCAAGAGAAAGCGCGUAGUAACGGUAUAAUAAAAACUUGGAUUGCUAAAUGGGCAAAAGCACAAAGUCUUCAUUAUUACACGAAUAAAAUGAAUGGCAUAGAUUACAAACAUUGGGGUUACGUCUUUGCAAAAUGGCUUGUUUUCGACAAAGUCAAAGCAGCAUUGGGUUUAAAUAAGUGCCAUAUCUUCGCUACCGCAGCAGCACCCAUCAAUAUCGAUAUUAAAAAGUAUUUCUCGAGUUUAGACAUACCUCUAAUAGAGGUGUAUGGAAUGUCUGAAUGUAGUGGACCUCAUACACUAAUCGAUGUUAAAGAAUAUAGCCUGUAUGGUGUAGGAAGAACUAUACCUGGAUUAUAUACAAAAUUAGAUAACAUAGAUGAACAUGGUGAGGGAGAGGUUUGUAUGGGUGGACGACAUAUAUUUAUGGGUUAUUUAAAUAAUCCUGAAAAAACCGAAGAAGCCAAAGACAACAUCGGCUGGUUACAUAGUGGUGAUCUUGGCAAAUUCGAUUCGAAAGGGAAUUUAUCUAUUACUGGUAGAAUAAAAGAACUUAUAAUCACAAGUGGAGGGGAAAAUGUGGCACCAUAUAAUAUCGAACAGUCGAUAUUAUCAGAAUUACCAUAUUUAAGCAAUGCUAUGGUAAUUGGAGAUCAAAGAAAAUAUUUAACAGUCCUUGUCACGCUUAAGAGUAAUAUGGAUGAAGAAACUGGGGCGCCAUUAAAUACGUUGACGCUAGAUGUAUUAAAAUGGACACAGUCUAUCGGUAGUAGUGCCAAAACGGUUACUGAAGUCAUAAGCUCUCGAGAUGCAGCCAUAUACGAAGAAAUCAACGAGGCAAUUAAGAGAGCAAAUAUACAAGCCAUAAGUAAUGCUCAAAAAGUACAGAAAUUCGAAAUUCUUCCUCAUGAUUUUUCAAUUCCAACUGGCGAAUUGGGGCCCACGUUAAAGCUUAGAAAGAACGUUGUUCUGAAGAUGUAUGCUGAUUUAAUAGAUAGAAUGUACGAAUAAACUAUAAACGCUACUUAAUAAACUCUGAUUAACAGAAAUAUU
Messenger RNA from Cyphomyrmex costatus, 2195 nucleotides. Its product is annotated as very long-chain-fatty-acid--CoA ligase bubblegum. NCBI's taxonomy places the organism in Eukaryota, Metazoa, Arthropoda, Insecta, Hymenoptera, Formicidae. The transcript is spliced from 13 exons. The record is from RefSeq and is a predicted model, not a curated record. Gene Ontology annotation, molecular function: long-chain fatty acid-CoA ligase activity. Gene Ontology annotation, cellular component: membrane; endoplasmic reticulum. The coding region runs from base 84 to 2153 and encodes 689 amino acids.